Messenger RNA from Gossypium raimondii (Peruvian cotton), 657 nucleotides. RefSeq lists its product as uncharacterized. Lineage: Eukaryota; Viridiplantae; Streptophyta; Magnoliopsida; Malvales; Malvaceae. Gene Ontology annotation, molecular function: RNA-DNA hybrid ribonuclease activity; nucleic acid binding. The record is from RefSeq and is a predicted model, not a curated record. The coding region runs from base 1 to 657 and encodes 218 amino acids. The transcript has a single exon.
AUGUUCAAUUGGUGGAAUGAUACCAGUCUAUGGCUUGAUUCUGUUGAAGCCAAAGAUCAAGUGGGACUUCUUGCUUACAUUUGUUGGAAUCUUUGGAAUUCUAGGAAUCGAUUUAUCUUCGAAAACAAAAAUGAAGAUCCUGUCUCCAUUUGGAUGAAAGCCAUGAGGGAAGCUAUAGAAUUUAACCAACGAGGGUCAGCCCCUGCUCCAAAUUCAGUUAAAAUCAACUGUGACGCAUCUUGGAACCCCUCAAACCAAACAGCGGGAAUUGCAACAGUUGCUAGAGACAGUUUUGGGAAAAUCAUCCAGGGCCUGAAUGCUUGUGUUCAAGUGUCCUCUGUUCGGGUUGCUGAAGCGUUGGCGGUACGUUCGGGAGCUGUUUUGGCCGUUCACCGACAAUGGUCAAAUGUUGCUUUGGAAUCGGAUAACAAAGAACUUAUGACCUCACUUGAAGCGGAUCUCGACAACUGUUGGGGAUCAAAGGCUAUUGAAGCUGAUAUAAAAUCUUUAUUAGCCUCUGUUAAUUAUGUUUUCAGUUUUAUCUCUAAAUCAGGGGUUGCAAAGAUGACUCGAACUUUAGCAUGCCCUUUUGAUUGGGUUUUGUUUCCACCUGCUGGUCUUGCUCGACUUGUGAGCAAUGAUUCUGUUUCUUUCUAA